This is a messenger RNA of Talaromyces stipitatus ATCC 10500, 663 nucleotides long. RefSeq lists its product as uncharacterized. The record is from RefSeq and is a predicted model, not a curated record. NCBI's taxonomy places the organism in Eukaryota, Fungi, Ascomycota, Eurotiomycetes, Eurotiales, Trichocomaceae. The coding region runs from base 1 to 663 and encodes 220 amino acids. The transcript is spliced from 3 exons.
AUGCCGGAGACACAGACAACGCAUCAAAUAAACAAAAAGACUGGUCGCCAGAAGAAGAGGAUUGGUCAAGCGAAAGGUACCAUGUGGAAACCUAAGACUGCGUGUGCUCUGUUCAACAUUUGCCUCGGGAUUUUUUUAGAACAAGACCCUGCUGUUGGUCGGGUCGUUGCAUUAGAUGAGGCACAUAAGUACAUGAAUUCCUCCCCAGAAUCCGCUGCUUUUACGAACAGCUUGUUAUCGACUGUACGCCUGCAGCGUCAUCUUGGGGCCCGAGUCAUAGUCUCCACGCAAGAGCCAACGGUAUCUACAGCACUUUUGAAUCUUUGCUCAACCACGAUUGUUCAUCGCUUCACCUCUCCUGAGUGGUUGCGUAUAUUGCAUAGACAUCUUGCCGCCGCUGCGUAUGAUUCACAGCAUGACGAACGAGUCUUUGCCGGGGCUAUGGACGACGAUGCCGAUGCAGCUGACUCGGAUACUCUAUUUCAUCGAAUUGUUCGAUUGCAAGUCGGCGAAGCUUUACUCUUCUCUCCAACUGCCAUGGUCAUUUCACAAGACUCUGAGGGUCAAGAGCCGACUUUCUGUUACCUAGGCGACAAGUAUGUAACAAUCAAAAUACGAGCAAGAGUGACUGAAGACGGGGGUAAAAGCGUACUGUCCUCAUAG